AUGAAUCCUAUAAAUGCUACCAUCACUCACGUCCUGGAAACCCUUACAUCCCUAGUAAGGUACCCCUUGUACCGCAGUGAUCGAUCCUACCCACGAGAUGGAUCAGCUCCUGUUCACCCCAUCACAGGAGGCAACCACCUUCAGACCCAGUACUCCGGAAAUCCACAAUUUGCGACUGGAUACUGGGAAGAUACCGAGGGAUCCUGGGACAAUCCCAAUACCCCCAAUAUCCAGCAGUUCUACACUGAUGAGUACAACCAACUCACCAAUGCACGAACUCUGGAAGAGGGUGAUGAAAAUGUUGCUAACGGAAUGAAGUGGCAAAGAACCACCUUUGAAAGGAUCGGUGAUCCUUUCCUCCUGACCCGGGGAGUCGAUCAAGAAGAAUCAUUCAGAGAUGCCAAACCGAUGCUUCACACCUCAGAGCUCGACAGGGGAAUCUACUCCUCCCCCAGAACUCCAAGAGAGGCAUGGGGAGUCCACAUUUGGUCAGGCGUCUCCAUUGGAGGCUCCGAUACCAAAAGGAACAUCUCCAGUUGGAGUCUGAACACUAGUUCUCUAUGGGGAUCAGAAGUCAUCCGGCUCGAAUCCGAAGUCGCCUCAAAAAGAUCUGCUGGCCUCUGUAGCCAGGUAUAUCAAUGGAAAGAAAGAGGAGUGGCCGAGGAAAAAGGGAUACUGGAUUGGGGGACUGUCUUUCCAGUGGAUUUCUGGAUCACCCCUGAAGAGGGAUCCUGGGAGCUACCCCCCAUGUCCUCCAAUGACACCUGGCUCCCCACCACUGGGGAUGGUUGGGAAUCCCCCUGGCCGGACACCUCGUAUGAGGCUAUAUGGCCCAACCCCAUGGCCCAAACGGCCAUCUAUGAAGAACCAUGGGACUCACUUUCCACCCCCAUACUCAUCGGAAAGGAAUACCAAACAGCCCCGGAGGAAGGAGAAGGUGACGAGACCAUCCACAUCUUUGGUGCUGAACUUCAGCACUAG
Messenger RNA from Desarmillaria tabescens, 981 nucleotides. RefSeq lists its product as uncharacterized. Lineage: Eukaryota; Fungi; Basidiomycota; Agaricomycetes; Agaricales; Physalacriaceae. Bases 1 to 981 code for a protein of 326 amino acids. The transcript has 3 exons. The record is from RefSeq and is a predicted model, not a curated record.